AUGCAGGUCCCUCUGAUUCGCCUCCAGUGCGGCGUCAACAGCUACGAUUGGGGCAAGGUGGGCUCCGCCUCCGCCGCCGCCAAAUUUGCAUCCGCCACACCGUCGAACGAUCUCACCAUUGAAGAUGAGAAGCCCUACGCCGAGCUAUGGAUGGGCACCCACCCGUCGCUGCCCUCCAAGGACGUCGCCACACAGCGCUCACUGCUAGAUCUGGUGCAGGACAACCAGAUGCUCAUGGGUCGCGAAAUCACCGAGCGCUACGGUGGGAAACUGCCGUUCCUGUUCAAGGUGCUCUCCAUUCGCAAGGCGCUGAGUAUUCAGGCCCAUCCCAACAAGAAACUGGCCGAGCAGCUACACGCAAAGGACCCCAAGAGUUACCCUGACGACAACCACAAGCCCGAGAUGACCAUCGCCAUUACUCCCUUCGACGGCUUCUGCGGCUUCCGCCCGCUCGCCGAGAUUGCGCACUUUCUCGCAAACGUCCCUACCUUCCGCAAGCUCGUCGGCGAGGAAGCCGCCACAAACUUCGAGAACACAAUCAAGGGCCGCGAGACGUCGACGUCAGAAGAAGACACCAAGGAGAACAAGGCCGUUCUUCAGAACGCCUUCACCUCACUCAUGACCUCCGACGCCUCAGCCAUCGGGGCCACGGCGGAAGAGCUCCUCUCCUCCGCAAAGUCCGAAGGCUCCUCCUUCGCCGGCGGCGGCGUAUCCAGCACCAGCGGCGAAGAGCUGGCCGAGCUGGUGCAACGUCUCUCGGGCCAAUUCCCGGGCGACAUCGGGCUCUUCGUGCUCUUUUUCCUCAACUACGUCAAGCUGGACGUGGGCGAGGCCAUGUUCCUCAAAGCCGACGACAUCCACGCCUACCUGUCCGGCGACAUCAUCGAGUGCAUGGCGUCGUCGGACAACGUCGUGCGCGCGGGCUUCACGCCCAAGUUCAAGGACGUCGGCACCCUCACGUCGAUGCUGACGUACUCGUACGCGCCCAUCGAGGAGCAGAAGAUGACGCCCAAGGACUUCGCCUACGUCACGCACAACACCAAGUCGUACUCGUCCGCCAGCGACUCGGAGCUCUACGACCCGCCCAUCGAGGAGUUCAGCGUCGUCCGCACCGCCCUGCGCGCCCCAGGCGCCAAGGUCACUUUCGACCCCAUCCAGGGCCCCAGCAUCAUCCUUUGUACGUCUGGCAAAGGUACCAUUGCCGUGGGCCCGAAGAAGGAGCCCAUCGAGCCAGGGUACGUCUACUUUGUCGGCGCGACGGCCGAGGCAGUGCUGGAGAGCGAGAGCGAGAAGGGCGAGGAGUUCGUCACGUUCAAGGCGUUUUGCGAGCUGGAUGACGACAAGACCAAGAGUUCGUUGUGA
Molecule: messenger RNA, 1362 nt
Organism: Diplodia corticola
Lineage: Eukaryota; Fungi; Ascomycota; Dothideomycetes; Botryosphaeriales; Botryosphaeriaceae
Product: mannose-6-phosphate isomerase
Exons: 4
Coding region: 1-1362 (453 amino acids)
Biological process (GO): carbohydrate metabolic process; GDP-mannose biosynthetic process
Cellular component (GO): cytosol
Molecular function (GO): zinc ion binding; mannose-6-phosphate isomerase activity
Source: RefSeq, a predicted model, not a curated record